Messenger RNA from Caenorhabditis remanei, 1509 nucleotides. RefSeq lists its product as uncharacterized. The record is from RefSeq and is a predicted model, not a curated record. Bases 1 to 1509 code for a protein of 502 amino acids. NCBI's taxonomy places the organism in Eukaryota, Metazoa, Nematoda, Chromadorea, Rhabditida, Rhabditidae. The transcript is spliced from 6 exons.
AUGGGUGUGUAUUUGACUUCCAACCAAGAAGAGAGCAGUGGAGCACGGACACAGGUGAAACCAGAGGAGGAGGAUGAUGAAAUGACAUCUGCCACGUCAUCAUCACAAUUUGAACGAAGGCAUCGGAAGGAUUCAGAUACGAUUGCUAUUGGAAAUCCGGAAACCGCUAACAAGACAGUCCGUUUUCCCUCCGCCCAACUGACCAAUGAAGAUUUUGUGAGGAUUGAUUCAUGGCGGCACGAUAGAGGAUCAGAGGAACGAGAAUCCGGAAGGAAUUGGAGAAGCUUCUUCCAAUGCGGCUGCAUAGAAUCUAUCCGACACUGGUCCCGUCGACGUCAGUUCUGUUUGUGCAGUCUUUUGAUAUUACUGUUGUUCUUCAUAGCUGCAGCGAUAGUUUUGUUGAUACUGUUGCUGGUUAAUAGUGGCAACAACAACAACAACUACCCCAACGACGUUCUCACCACUCCACCCACUCCACCCACCCCUCCUCCACCUAUCACAUUAUCUCCAGGUUCCCCAUAUCUCUUUGCAUUUGUUCUGAAAACCACUUCUGAAUAUUACGAUUUUAACGUCACUAAUUUGACCUCUUUCACACCAGAAAACUUGGGAUUCACGUGGCAGAAUCGGAUACUUGGUUGGGCUCAAGAGUCCCAGUCCCUUAUAAUUUUCGAGCCAUCCACUCAAAAAAUCAAUAAAGCAACCUUAAAGUUCGACACGUGGCAGUGUGAUACCUGUAACAUUCUGAAAAUCCGAGGAGGUGUGGCGAAUCUACAGCCCUCUGACAUCAUCUACUGCUGUUUCCAAUGUAAAGGAGGGGGCGGAGCUUAUUGCUCCGUCUACGGCUAUCAAUUUCAAGUCUCAGAUCCACCGUGUGAAAUUCAAGUGUCGGAAACCAAUAAUUUGUACCUGGUGACGUGGCAAGCGAAUACCUGCACACUACAAACUACAACUCUCAAUGGAACCGAUGGGACAGUGAAUAUUGGUGCGACACAGAUGUGUCCAAAUACAACAACUUCUUCGGGUCUUCUGAAUCCGAUUCGAAAUUUGGUGACGACAUCUGAAGUUAGGAAUUUAGAUGCCAUGUGGAAGUUGGACAGCGUUAUUAGUCAGAAAGGAGACCUGUUGCUGUUUAACAGAUCGGAGACGUUAGAAAAUGUGAUUUAUUAUGGAAUGGAUGUUAAUGGGACUACGAAUUUGACAAGUACUGGAGCGAUGGGGACUCCAAUGAUAAUCUCUUCCCGCAUCGACGACGACAUCGAGCACCUUCUCAUCGCCAUAAUCUACCCUACCCAACUCUACAUAACCCGCCGAAACCUUAAAUCCAAUUGUGUCACAAUCCUCUCAGAACCCGAAUACGUUCAAUACCGAUUUGACGGCCAGUUUGGAGGCGGAGCUUGGAUUGGUGAUGACCUCAUGCUGUGGUAUAGGUAUAGGAGUGGAGCUGUGGUAGCCACGUUUCAAUUCAGCUGGCCAUCGGAUACGACUACUUGUCAUCAGAAACCCAAUUAA